This is a messenger RNA of Mya arenaria, 5550 nucleotides long. RefSeq names its product chitin synthase chs-2-like. The coding region runs from base 1 to 5550 and encodes 1849 amino acids. NCBI's taxonomy places the organism in Eukaryota, Metazoa, Mollusca, Bivalvia, Myida, Myidae. Gene Ontology annotation, cellular component: cell septum; cell periphery. The transcript is spliced from 23 exons. The record is from RefSeq and is a predicted model, not a curated record. Gene Ontology annotation, molecular function: chitin synthase activity.
AUGGAUGCGUUUGAUAUUGAGUUAGAUAAUUUGGAUUAUUUUUAUAUGGACAACCUACCAGACACUAAUCUAUCACCGCCGACGGUAAAGCGAAUGAUACCACUUCCGGUGAUCGGUGUGGAAGAUUCAGACCCGAUACUUACCCCCGGGAACAGGGAUAGCAUGGCCUCAGACGAAGGUGUUGUGAAUCCCGCAUUCGACUCGCUAGACCGCCUCGGUGUUGGCGGCCCCGCGUGGAGCGAGACCUCCAGUGACAACAACAACAGGGACGACCCCAGCGCCAACAGGAAGCGUGAGAGUUAUGGCGUCACCGACAGCCUUCCACGGUUCCCAAAGAAAAUGAACGAUAAAAGUUUCAUUGCACCAGACCUUGAGCGCGAAGGAAAGACGUCCACGCUCAAAUCCUGGGAUGUUUUCCGCGUUGUCAACCGUAGCAAGCAACGUGGCGUUGACGAUGAAUUGCUAAGCAAGGUCCAGAAGGGGCUUAAAAUAAUCCUAAGUGUUUUUUUAACAAUGUUCAUACUCGUCUUUACCAUAGUCGCAAAAAGUACUCUUUUCCUUAUUACAUCCAAUGUGUACUCAAAUGUGACUUUCGAAUGUGAAUGGAUUUCCGGGACGGAAGUGACGUCAUGUAGACGGGUACCUGCUGAUCGGGUAACCAGAGACGCUUUCCACCCAGCACCAAGCGUCCAGGCGCAUUGGUUGUGGGCUCUAUUCAUUGUUGUGUGUUCUCCGAAUGUGUUUACGUUUGGAAAAUGCCUUUGGAGGGUUUGCUUCAAAACGACGAGGAAUCCAACGCCGAAAGUGCUGUUUCUGUUGCUGGCUAUCGAAACGCUCCACACUGCGGGAAUAACGUUGUUUACGUUUUACGUUCUCCCUUCCAUGGACGCUUUAAGGGGUCUCGCCUUAACAUUCGGGGUCGGCUGCGUGCCCGCUCUCCUCAAGAUGUUUGACACUCAGCGAGAGGAGGGCCGGAAGUUCUACGUGUUCAUAGCGGAUAUAGUGGCGCUGGUCGCCCAAAUUUCGAUACUUAUUCUAUGGCCGGUUAGGGACUUCGUCGUCAAUGAGAAAUCAGAAUUGACUUGGACAAUUCCCGUUUCGCUACUUCUUAUUUCUAUCGGUUGGUGGGAGAAUUAUAUCAACAAGUUUACGGCGAUGGGGAAAUUAGGAGCACGCCUGAAGGAGUUCAAACGUCGCGUCCGCCGAAUGCGGACAAAGAUAUACAUGAUAGCGAGCCUUUGGAAAAUAAUCCUGACGCUUAUUCUGAUGUCGGUCAUGGUGACAGCCGGAAGUCGCUCCUGCUUGAAAGUCCUUUAUGGUGACCAGGAUUUUGCGACCGACUGUCCGCAUCUUAUCCAUCCUUCCGGUGAUAACGUCGCCUCCGCCGAGAUGGAGACAAACCCUUUCUACGUUGCCGUCAUCCAGGUGGUUGCUUGUCUCCUUUGCUACCAGUUCUCCAAAACCGCGUGUAAGGUGAUGCUGCAGGUCGUUAGUUUCUCACUUCCGCUCAUGCUGGCCGCGCCCAUCAUUGGCGGACUAUUUAUCGCGAGUUGUGAAUCCUGGUACACCGACUCUAUGAAAGCAUUCAUGCCGGAUUACCUUUACUGGACGUGUGACAUCAACGGCAUUUCACGUGGUUACCUAGGGACGCUAUACGAGGAUUAUCUACUUCCGGUCGCCCUCGUGUGGUGGCUGUCCUUUAUGUGGGUAACGUUUCAUAUCUGGAUGCCCCGCGUUGAGCGGCUGGUCCAGACGGAACACCUCUUUGUGCAGCCUCUGUACUGUGGCGUCAUGCUCGAACAGUCCCUCAUGCUUAACAGACGUCGUGACGACCGUGAUCGCGCGCGGCGUUACUCCGACAAGGAACAGAAGCGGAAGGGCAAUACGACGUUUUCCAUGCUAGACGGGGGCUUCCCGUCCCAACUUCCGGCGACACCCAGGGACCCUGUCCGCAAGGAGCCGGCCCCCAUGAUCUACGUGUGCGCCACUAUGUGGCACGAGACAGAGAAAGAGAUGCUCCAAUUUCUAACCUCUCUCUUCCGCUUGGACGACGACCAGUGCGCAAGAAAGAACGCUCAGAAAUUUUUCGAUGUCGUGGACCCGGACUUUUACGAAUUCGAAGCCCACAUAUUUUUCGACGAUGCAUAUGAACCGCAUGAUGUUGACGCGGAAGAUUACAACGUCAACAGUUUCGUACACCAGCUGGUAGGCAUCGUGGACAAGGCGGCAAGUAAAGUGCAUCGUGUCCCAAUGCGCCUUGCACCACCCACCCGCUACCCCACCCCAUACGGCGGAAGACUAGAGUGGGCCAUGUUAGGGGGCAACAAGAUGAUUGUUCACCUCAAGGAUAAGUCCAAGAUCAGAAUCAAGAAACGCUGGAGCCAGGUUAUGUACAUGUACUACCUGCUUGGUCACCGUCUGGUCGGACAGAACCUGGAUGCGCGCCGGAAACAAACGCUUGCAGAUAACACGUACGUGCUGGCGCUUGACGGUGACGUCGACUUCCGGCCGUCAGCUGUGCAGGUCCUUGUAGAUCGGCUGAAAAGAAAUGAGAAGGUCGGAGCGGCAUGCGGUCGGAUUCAUCCUAUUGGAAUGGGUCCGAUGGUGUGGUACCAGAAAUUCGAAUAUGCGAUCAGCCAUUGGCUUCAGAAGGCCACAGAGCACAUGAUCGGCUGCGUCCUCUGUUCUCCCGGCUGUUUCUCCCUCUUCCGGGCCUCUUCGCUUAUGGACGAUAACGUCAUGGGAAAGUACGCCUCCUUGUCAUCACAGGCACGACACUACGUGCAGUAUGAUCAAGGCGAGGAUCGUUGGCUAUGUACGCUACUACUACAACAAGGCUACAGGAUAGAGUAUUGCGCAAACGCGGACGCCCUGACUUAUUGCCCCGAGGGAUUUGUAGAGUUCUACAAUCAAAGACGUCGAUGGUCGCCUUCAACAAUGGCUAACAUCAUGGAUCUGCUAGGUGACUGGCGCAACAUCGUCAAAAUCAACGAGAACAUGUCCCUUCUGUACAUGGCUUAUCAGCUCCUGCUGUUUUGUUCCUCCCUCCUCACCCCAGCCACAGUUUUCCUCCUCAUCACCGGGGCUCUCAACACCGCGUUCCCCGCGUUUGACCUUAUAAACUCGCUCGUCUGUAACGCCGUACCAGUUGGACUGUUCAUGGCGGCGUGCUUCUUCUGUGAAUCUAAGUGGCAGAUGAUGUUAGCACAGGUCCUAUCCUUGGUCUAUGCGCUCCUUAUGAUGGUGGUUGUGGUGGGACUUGGUCUGAACAUGAUACUAGAGGGAUUGUGCUCGCCAACCGCCAUCUUUCUCUUUUUCCUGCUCGGCGUAUUCAUAAUCUCGGCCAUCAUGCAUCCACAGGAGUUUACAAACCUGCUUCACGGCGCCCUCUACUUCCUGUCGGUGCCGUCCAUGUCCAUGCUGCUUAUGAUCUAUUCCAUCUGCAACAUGCACGUGGUCUCGUGGGGCACGAGAGAGUCCGCAACCGCAACGGAUCCCAACGCCAAGGCGGCACCGCAAAAGAAACCGGAUAGCAAGUUACAGGCUCUACUCGCCCGAUUCAAUACAAGCGGGGCGGACGACCUUGAUAGCGACUACGGUUUCUCGUUUGGAAAUCUCUUCCGGUGUUUAUGCUGUCCUAAACCGCGCCCCGACACAUCGGAAGCCAAAUUUGAAAUGGUCCUCGAAAGACUGGAAAACAUCGAAAGAGCAGUCACUUCCGGCAACCAGGAGUCCCAAGCGGCCACCGGAAGAAGCAUAGAACGUUGCAUGUCGUCCGACGAGGGCGUGAGCGUCACGUUCGAGACAAUAAAUGAAGGGGAGGGCGUCAGACGGCGGUCGACCCCGAGGGGCGAGGACGAAAAGGAAGAAGAGGGCUUAGCGGAAGCAAUUAACCCUGUAUACAAGCCGACGGUAUUUCCGUCGCCGCCGACGACGACGACAAGUUCCGAGAACUCUCCCGUGUGGCUGGAUGACGACGGACUAGGUCAAGGUCGCACGCGUUACCUUGGCAACGAUGAGAAAUCGUUCUGGAAGGAUCUAAUCGGAAAGUACCUAACUCCACUGGAGAAGAACGAGGCGCAGCAGGUUCGCGUUCAAAACGAUCUUUUGGAACUACGCAACAAAAUGGCGCUGAUGUUCUUCAUGCUUAACGGCCUGUUCAUUAUCAUCGUAUUUACGCUACAGUACACGAACGCCAUCAAAAUGGGCAAUGGUAUCAGCAUUCCACUACCCUGCACGGCGACUAACGGCAACCAACUGACGCUAGAACCAAUUUCCCUACUCUUCAUGUUGGUUUAUGGGAUCGCCUUGGUGAUACAAUUCGUGUCCAUGUUCUUCCAUCGGCUUGGGACCGCGCUGCAUAUAAUGUCCUCUACUGAUAUUAACUGUAUGAAACCGAACACACGGGAGUUAAACGCCAUGGACAUUGCAGGCAAGAUCGCACUGGUGAAAGAAAUGCAGCAGAUGGAUGAUGAUGAUGACAAAAUGUCCGUCACCACAACCUCCAGUUCCGGUUUCGAUGACGACAGUAGCAUAACACAGGACGACUCCCCUAAGCUGAAGCGCCGAAAGACGGUGAUCCGGAUCACACAGCGCCGGAAACACAAACAACAGGCGGGCGGGGAGAUUCCGGUGGCCGCCGGCGACAAUCUGGGGACAAAGUUCGUGAAAAACUUCAUGGAUCUGGCCAACGACCUGAGAAAGGAGAGGAUAAGCGAGACUAGCAACCAUAGCCACGAUAAAUUCGGAACGCGGAAAGGUAGCAGCAGCACCAAGCGGAAGUCUAGAAAGACGAUUAGAGCGAUGACAUCGAUACAACAAGAUCGUGACGCCGUUUUACACAAGGCAGACGCAAUUGAAACAAAGCUUCAGAAGAUCCAGAAAAGGAACGGGGGAGCGGAGGCUUCGACAGGAAAGGUGGAUUCCUGGCUCCAUCUUGUUAGGGACGUUUUGACUCAAUCCCGUAUCUCCCUAAACACGAUCGGUGAGGAGGAGAAACGCAGUUCUCUCCCUUGGCGAAAUCGGCUCAGUCGUGCUACUUCUGUCGAAGGCGUACCGAGGGAGGAAACAAAAGGAAAGGGGAUGCCAAAACGUGCAAGCUUCGGUGGUUCUACUCCGUUGAAUAUAAUUGCCGACAAUGAUGAAGAAGAGGAUAUGUUAAUGCUGAAAAGCAAAGCUAAAAAUGCCACUGACAGACAUACCGUGACAAUCGAUGACGUUGCAUAUGGAAAGGUGAAAGUUGACCUGAGACCAAGGUCAAACAUAGUCACCAGAGCUGUAAAUAAAGACAAUGACAUGAAAUUGAACAGGCUUUCUGAGCCUGCGAAAACACACGUUGGUGCUAGUCCUCGCAUCAGUGAAGAAGAUGCGCGCGCAAACUCUAUUGAGUCGGAGUCCGACAUGUCAGAACCGGAAGCUUCCGAUACUGGAUCGAAUUCCGGAGCACCGUCAGUUACAUUUAACAACAAACCGGAAUAUAUCGAAAACUUUCGUGAGGCCGGAAGUGUCAGCGUUCCGGCACCCGAUGACGUAUUUAUUGUCGAUAGCUGA